Messenger RNA from Vidua chalybeata, 1323 nucleotides. Its product is annotated as cell surface glycoprotein 1-like. The record is from RefSeq and is a predicted model, not a curated record. NCBI's taxonomy places the organism in Eukaryota, Metazoa, Chordata, Aves, Passeriformes, Viduidae. Bases 1 to 1323 code for a protein of 440 amino acids. The transcript is spliced from 2 exons.
AUGGGCACGGAUCCCAUUGGAGAUAAGAGCCUGCUCAGAGCCCCUCAGAACACCCGAAUCCCCUCAGAGACUCUCAGAGCCCCUCAGAACACCCGAAUCCCCUCAGAGCCCCUCAGAGUCCCUUCAGAACACCCGAAUCCCGUCAGAGACUCUCAGAGUCCCCUCAGAACGCCCUCAGAGCCUGCUCAGAGCCCCUCAGAGCCCCCUCAGAGACUCCCAGAGCCCCUCAGAGCCUCCGAGACCCCUGAGAGCCUCAGAACACCCUCAGAGCCCCUCCGAGCCCCCUCAGAGCCUGCUCAGAGCCCCUCAGACCUCCCGAAUCCCCUCAGAGCCCCUCAGAGCUCCCUCAGAGACUCGCAGAGCCCCUCAGAACACCCGAAUCCCCUCAGAGCCCCUCAGAGUCCCCUCAGAACACCCGAAUCCUGUCAGAACCUGCUCAGAGCCCCUCAGAACACCCGAAUCCCCUCAGAGCCUGCUCAGAGUCCCUCAGCGUUCCCUCAGAGACUCGCAGAGCCCCUCAGAACACCCGAAUCCCCUCAGAGCCCCUCAGAACACCCGAAUCCCCUCAGAACCUGCUCAGAGCCCCUCAGAACACCCGAAUCCCCUCAGAGCCCCUCAGAGUCCCCUCAGAACACCCGAAUCCCCUCAGAGCCUGCUCAGAGCCCCUCAGAGUCCCCUCAGAACACCCGAAUCCUGUCAGAACCUGCUCAGAGCCCCCUCAGAACACCCGAAUCCCCUCAGAGCCUGCUCAGAGCCCCUCAGAGACUCGCAGAGUCCCUCAGAACACCCGAAUCCCCUCAGAGCCUGCUCAGUCCCUCAGCAUUCCCUCAGAGACUCCCAGAGCCCCUCAGAACACCCGAAUCCCCUCAGAGCCCCUCAGAGCCCCUCAGAACACCCGAAUCCCCUCAGAGCCUGCUCAGAGCCCCUCAAAACACCCGAAUCCCCUCAAAGCCCCUCAGAGUCCCCUCAGCGCUCCCUCAGAGCCCCUCAGAGUCCCCUCAGAACACCCGAAUCCCCUCAGAGACUCCCAGAGCCCCUCAGAACACCCGAAUCCCGUCAGAGCCUGCUCAGAGCCCCUCAGAACGCCCUCAGAGCCUGCUCAGAGCCCCUCAGAGCUCCCUCAGAGACUCCCAGAGCCCCUCAGAGCCUCCGAGACCCCUGAGAGCCUCAGAACACCCUCCGAGCCUGCUCAGAGCCCCUCCGAGCCCCCUCAGAGCCUGCUCAGAGCCCCUCAGACCUCCCAAAUCCCCUCAGAGCCCCUCAGAGACCCCCAGACCUCCCAAAUCCUCCCAGAGCCUGCUCAGAGCCCCUCAGACCACCUGA